CGCAAUAGAAGGAAGCUGGUUCGCUGGCAGUUGAAGCUAGUCUGAAGAGGGAAGAGCCGCGGGAAAAAAAAAAAAAAAACGUUCAAGUAUGAGAAGAUACAGAAGAGACUGGUCUCGUGAAGACUCACGAAGAUACCAAGGAAGGAGGGACUAUUAUGAUGAUGAGCCACAAACCAGUUAUGGGUGCCGAGGGAGACGGACACGUGAGGAGGCAGUGACGCCGCCACCGCCGGAAAAACCAGCUUCGAGCUCCCUGAUGGCCUCGUCUGUGGAUUUUAAAACUCAUGUAGAUCAGGCAUGUAGAGCUGCUGAGGAAUUUGUCAAUAUUUACUAUGAGACAAUGGACAAAAGAAGACGGGCACUAACCAGGCUGUAUCUAGACAAGGCCACUUUAAUAUGGAAUGGAAAUGUUGUUACAGGGCUAGAAGCCCUAACCAAUUUCUUUGAUAUGUUGCCUUCUAGUGAGUUCCAGGUCAAUAUGUUAGAUUGCCAACCAGUUCAUGAGCAAGCUACUCAGGCCCAGACCACAGUUCUCGUUGUGACCAGUGGAACUGUGAAGUUUGAUGGAAACAAACAACACUACUUCAACCAGAACUUCCUGCUGACCGCCCAGUCUAAUCCUCAAAACACCGUGUGGAAGAUUGCAAGCGAUUGCUUUCGUUUCCAAGAUUGGGCUAGUACUUAAAGUCCAUUCUUCUUUGGUCCAUUAGUUCCAGCAACAGAAAUUUAUGUGAAGUAAUUCAUUUCAUUGUGGAAGCACUAGAAACUAGUAUGUGCCGAAACUGUGUUUCUUUAAUACUUUUUUUAUUCAUAGCAGCGCCUUUUCUAGCAGCUGCCAGUUUGGAUCGUUGCCCUUAAGAGCUUUAAUGCUAGUUUUUUACAUGCCUUAUAUGCAUUUCACUCAUGACAUUCUUACAGUUAUAUUGUACACAUGGUCUCUGUAUUAACAUACUCACUGUGAGCCCAGCCUAUUGCAAAAAUGAAAUUCUUUUAUAAUAUUAUCUAUGGGAUAUCAGCACAACAUAACUCUGUGGGAGAAAGCAGAGUUUUUCAUUGUUACUAGAUUAAGUUUUUAGUAAGACAUAGAGCUAUUGCCAGUAAAUGCUGGUAAUGCAGUUUUAGCCUAAGGCUUUUCCAAAUCAGUUCAGUGAAAGUAUUACUAAUAUAGGUUUGCAUAGCUGCCCUGAUGUACUAGCAUAUAGAGAUGUUCAGUCGUCUUUUUUUCACGUUAAGUAUUUGUUUUAUGUCAGCAUGUUUCCCUAUGGAGUGAAUUUAUUUACUAAAAUGUUCCCAGUUGAUACUUGAGCAUUAGAUAUACUCAGUGGUUUUCAAAGUAAAACUACUUAAAAAGAUUUUUUUGUGGCAGCUCCAAGUUUAUAACGUUAGGUACCGAAUGGUAUAGUAGGACUAAUAUAACUUUAAUGGGAGAAUGGGGAGUGAAAAAUGGAGAGAUCCAAGGUUGGCCAAAAGUUAAGAAGGGUGGCCAAAUGGUACAUUUUUGGUACUUGUUUUCUACCUCCUGAAAUCACCUGUUUUUAGGGUUUAAGUCAUAAAUUGUCCUUGCCAAAUGGUCCCGAGUGUCACUUUUGUUCUAAGAAUGAUUUUGAAAGGUUCUUCCAGUUCGCCUCAUACUUCCCACCAAUAUUUAUCUCAGAUGUAUUCAAGAACUUAUGGGGGUUAAAUGUCAGCAAUAAGCCUGACCCUGCAGGGUCUGACAAGAAAGUGGGAAACGAAGCCAUUGCUAUAUAUUUGGGACACUCUUACCUGCUAAGUCUUCCAUGUGAACUUCAGGCCAAACGUCUCCUGUGUAUUACCCACCCCCAAAGUAAGUGAUUUGUUCUCUGUGGUUUACACUGUCGUCUGCAUUUUUUUAUUACUUAUUUAAAGUUAAAGUUAUUUAAUUUGACGCGCUGUUCUUCUGUGAAGCAAAUGGAACUAUUUUUAAACAUGUUCCUGUUAUGUGGCUAGGUCUCUGUCUUUUUUAAAGAGAGAAAAGAGGAAGGCAGGUUUUCAUCAACUCCUAGGCUUCAAAAGAACAGAUUGAUUCAUGUUGCAUCUCGACAUCUAAAGAGAAAAGGCUAGUGUUGGGUUUUUGUUACACUUUAACAUUUUUUCCAUCCUUGUGUUUAUUGUUUCAGUGUUUUUAAGCUAAACCUGCCAGCUUCAUUUCUCCAUUGCAACUCAGAGUCCCUGUUUCUUACCACUUACUUUGAAAACCAGCAGUUCAUUUACUGUUGCCCCAAACUACACAUUUUACUUCUGAUAAUAGAACCAACUAGGAGAAGGAGGUGGAACAGAAAUUUAGACCACACUCCCUUGUGGUACUGAUCAAAGCUUACAUGGUAUAUUCUACUCAAAGUGAGCUUAUUCUAAUCUGGGGUUGGCUGUUUAACGCCUGUAGCAGCAAAAGCCAGUGCCCAAACACUGCCCUUUCCCUUGUAGAGAACAGUCUCAAUUAAAAGCUGCAUAUAACUAGCAAUAACUGAAUUGAGCAGUUAUACUGUAUUGUUUUACGAUUCCUAUAUACAUUGCUUUUUCCUUCUGUAUAACUUUUAAAUGGCUGGAACUACUCUUCUGUGGACUAAGACUGUAUUUUUGACAUGCACAUAUUUUUGUAACUUGAAAAAAUAAAAUAAAAUUUUCCUUGUGACAGGUUUUCUCAA
Panthera uncia (snow leopard) is the source of this 2663-nucleotide messenger RNA. RefSeq names its product nuclear transport factor 2 like export factor 2 (gene NXT2). The transcript is spliced from 5 exons. Gene Ontology annotation, biological process: protein import into nucleus. The record is from RefSeq and is a predicted model, not a curated record. Gene Ontology annotation, cellular component: nuclear pore central transport channel. The coding region runs from base 89 to 685 and encodes 198 amino acids. Lineage: Eukaryota; Metazoa; Chordata; Mammalia; Carnivora; Felidae.